AUGGAUGUCUUCUUGGGGAAAGUGACCCAGCAGGCUAUGAACUAUGCCAUACGUUCGGGAGUCACCAUCACAGCGUCCUACGCGAUCAGGCAGUCCGCCAAACUCCUCAACAGCACGCCGAAAAGCAAUGUCCGGGACGAGCUGUAUGCUCUGCAGCAACGACUCCAGCAUAAAAUUCGCAUCGUCUCACCAGCAAUUGACAUGAUCGAGCUGAUCGCAGCACGAGGAAACACGUCGCUAGAGUCCGCUGUGGCCCUCACCAAGGAGCUGCGUCUGGAGAUACAGUCCCUGGGACAACGACUAGCCAAAGCGGCGGACGCCUCCGAACAAGCAGCUCGGAAGACCGGUAGACUCGGUAGCCAAGCGAGGAUACCAAACGAGGCGGAGCUGGCUCUGAUUGUCAAGGACAUCAAAAAGCUACUCGAGAGGAUUGAGGAUGCCGUCCCCUUGAUCAACCUGGCCAUCACCACCUCAGGCGCAAGUCUCUCAACCUCACUGCCUCAGUCUGUCUCUCCCUCACGACUUCUCCAGGCCAGCACCUUUCUCACAGCAGGCGACACCCAAUACUCCAUCUCUCCGAAUAACGCUGUGCAAAUCGGACCCACAUUCACCCUUACCGUCUACAUGCUAUUUGCCGGCCACGAUCGACCGCAGAACGAAGAAGAAAUCCGAGAAACGACUUGGAAGGAGGUGAUUCACAAAGCGAGGGUCAAGCUACGUCGGGUUCCCCUCGACGUCGUGCUCGGGACAGGUUCCGGGUCCGACGCCAUUCCCUCCGCUCAGAUAUCUUCUUCUUCCCUCGUCCCGAACACGGAAACUGAGCUUCGUGGCUCAGCACCGAGUCUCCGCGCAGACGCCCGAGCAGAUGAAUACGCCUACCAGAUGGUGAUCAUUGAAGACUUUGAUGACGACCGUGUCCACGACUUUGAAGACGACCAGGCUCGCCCUGGCCCGUUCGACGACAUAGGACUCGCUGGAAUUCGGGAGAUCAUCCCCGUCCACGAGAUAUCGAAAAUAUUCUAUGCGGACACGAGCAAAGUUUUGAACAUUGGGAGUGAUGCGGAGAGUAAUCACCCAGUGUUAUUGCUGAAGAGGGACGUGAAUGCGUUCCCACCGAGACGAAUGAUUGAAAGAGACGGGCCGCUAGGCAUUGAAGAACUCGACGCAGAUGGCGAGCAGGCUCAAGACCUAGCAGCAGAGGUUCAGGAGCAGCAAUAUGUCGAAGAACAAAUUGAUGACCCCUGGCGCUUCCCACCGUCCCUGGACCCAGAAUGGAUCGCAUUCGAGGUGUACAUUGAAUCCGAACCAAGCGACACCGAAUCCGACAUUGAAGGAGAAGCUGCUGAUAACUACGGUAGCAAGGACGAUGCGACGGACCAGCUCACAAGUUCGAUGGCAAACGCGCACCUCACACCGCCCGCCCAGCCUGCGCCACAGUCCACCGCUCCGCCCUGGGCCAACUCCAUCCGCACCUCGCUCUCGCUCCUCGAGCUCCUUUUGCGCCUCACCUCCCUGCAACAGUUCCAGCAACAGUCCCACCUCUCCAUCACCGACGAACUGCUCACCUUCUUCCUGGAAGAAAGCGCCUCGACGGGUGCCGGCGGCGACGAGAAGUAUCGGCAGGCACUGAGGACCGAUGCGAGGAGGCGAGUCGGCUGGGAUCCGUACGACGAGAGUCCAGUCAAGCGGCGGGGCGAAGAGUACCAGUACCAGAGUCGGGACUAUGAAGGAAGCACUGGUCUGAGGAGUCCGCAGAGCGUGAGCGCGAGCCCCGCGGGAGACGGCCCGUGGGUCAUGAGUUCGCCGCGGAGUGCUGGUGAACAUCUCAACGGUCCGGGACGGGUCACGAUGAUGUCGAAUAGUCCGUCGCCUGCGCCGUCGCCGAUACAAACCCCCGGAAAGGCCGGGAGGGCUGCCUGGCUGAGAAGGGAGGGUGGUGAAAACAGGAAAGGAAGUCCGCUGCGGCCGCAGACCGCUCAUACGGACGAGGGUAUCGGGACGAGCCCUGCGAGUGCAACGAACAAGGACUGA
This is a messenger RNA of Fonsecaea nubica, 2031 nucleotides long. RefSeq lists its product as hypothetical. The coding region runs from base 1 to 2031 and encodes 676 amino acids. The record is from RefSeq and is a predicted model, not a curated record. Gene Ontology annotation, cellular component: nucleus; cytoplasm. Gene Ontology annotation, molecular function: GTPase regulator activity. The transcript has a single exon. Lineage: Eukaryota; Fungi; Ascomycota; Eurotiomycetes; Chaetothyriales; Herpotrichiellaceae.